This is a messenger RNA of Stomoxys calcitrans (stable fly), 1921 nucleotides long. Its product is annotated as inositol polyphosphate 5-phosphatase K. NCBI's taxonomy places the organism in Eukaryota, Metazoa, Arthropoda, Insecta, Diptera, Muscidae. The transcript has a single exon. The record is from RefSeq and is a predicted model, not a curated record. Gene Ontology annotation, molecular function: phosphatidylinositol-4,5-bisphosphate 5-phosphatase activity. The coding region runs from base 330 to 1841 and encodes 503 amino acids. Gene Ontology annotation, cellular component: plasma membrane; ruffle; cytoplasm. Gene Ontology annotation, biological process: phosphatidylinositol dephosphorylation.
CCGAGAUGAAUGUUACUACUAUAGUUUUGUGUUUAAAUGAAUCAAAAUAUUUUUCUCAUUUAUCACCGUUUAUUGUAAAAUAUAUUCUCCGUUGUAUUCAUUAUCAUUUUGUAAAUGAUAAUUGCUAAAUAAUACAUGUUUCGAUCAACGAAGCCAGCAGAUACAACAAACUAACUGUUGACCCCAACAACAAUCCACUAGCUUCGUGAUUAUUGAGAGCUACGACUUGCUCAAUUAAAACAGUUCGAAACAUCUAUUUGUGUAGAGCAGACGUUUAAAGUUGAUAAGUUAAGUUCAUUUCUAAGUUACUAUUGUUUUUGUGGUUGACCAUGAGUUCGAGCAAUAAAGAUAUACCGCCGUCAACGACUGCUGAUACAAACGGUGCUUCCUCGAGCAGUGGCACUUUAACUAAGUUAUCCAAUCAAUUGGCCACUUAUCGAGUAUUCGUUGUCACCUGGAAUGUUGGCACCCGAUUUCCAGACAAUAUUUCAUUACGAAAUUUAUUGGGCAUUAGCAAUUCGGUCGAAGAUCAUCAUUUGCCUGACAUUUAUGCAAUUGGAUUACAAGAAACAAAUGUACAACCUCAGCAGCAAGUUAUGGGACUUUUCAAAGAAGAUCCCUGGACGGAUAAAGCCAAGAAAUUACUCAAGGACUUUGACUAUAUUCUUAUUAAGAGUGAACAAAUGCAAGGGCUCUUGAUAAGCAUAUUUGUAAGAAGACAACACGUACCACACUUGUGUGAUAUUGAGCCUGAAUUUACCCGCACUGGUUUCGGUGGAAUUUGGGGAAAUAAAGGAGCCGUUUCUGUGCGUUUCAACCUCUAUGGAUGUGCUUUAGUAUUUGUGGUUGCCCACUUAGCUGCCCAUGACCAUCACUUAGACGAGAGGAUUGAGGAUUUCAAACAGAUAAUUGAUAAUCACCAUUUUCACGUUCCUCGAUAUAGAGAAAUUUAUGAUCACGACUAUGUGUUCUUGUUUGGAGAUUUGAAUUUCCGUUUAAUGGGCGAAGACUCGGCACAGGAAGUCCGUGACAAAGUAGUAAAUGAUGAGGCGUUGGAGGAACUUAUGAAGCGGGAUCAAUUGUCAUACGUCCGGCAACAAACACAAGAAGCAUUCCAAUUGCUGCAAGAAAGGAAGCCAGCGUUUCCACCAACUUUCAAAUUUCACGAGGGUACUUCCGAGUACAACUUGAAGAGAAGACCUGCAUGGACAGAUCGUAUAUUGUAUUCGGUACAACCGAACAAUAAACAACCAAACAUACAUCUGGAAAUCGAGCAAUGUGCUUAUAAGUCCCAGCCAGGCUACAAUAUAAGUGACCAUAAGCCGGUAACAAGUGAAUUCACUAUUAAGUUAUAUCCCAAUUAUCGUGCAACUUGUGUGGAAUUCAAGGAUAUCAGUGUAUGGAAGAUUGAUGAGGAAAAUACCGUAGAGUAUAAAAAACCAUUGGAUUUCAAAGAACGUGAUUUUGACUGGAUUGGUAUAUUCCCUGCAAACUAUGCCAGUCUCAAAGAUUACGUAUCAUAUGAAUACGUCAAGCAAAGUGAGUCUCCUCCAUCUACACCGGAUACAUCAUCAGACCCAUUCUUUGAUAGCAAUCCCUCACUUAAACGGCAUAGCAAGCAUCACCACAAUCGGGAGCGUGUGCGAAGACAGCAGCAAGCCAAUGAAGAACUGGUGCGACUCGAUUUUGACGAUGAUGCAGAGCUUAAGGAUGGCGAGGAAUAUGUGCUAAUCUAUUUUCAUAAUACGGGUUUGCGGGGCGUUACAAGUGUCGCUGGUAUCAGUAAUGUAUUUCGAGCUGAAAAGAGGACUUCAACUCCUAAAUUUUCCAGUGUUGAUUAACAGAGAUUUACAUUUGCAUUCGCUAGUGAGAUAUUGAUGAAAUAAAAAGCUUUUUAUGUGGAUGAUGUAAAACUAGAAAA